AUGGAAAACCUGUCUCUUUUCUCAGAAUUUGAGCAUUCUGGAAGUGUCAAUGUUAGCGAACGGGCUGUCGACAAGACUGCAGCAAUCGUGAUGUUCGUUAUCGGGAUGUUGUUAGGACUAUCCUUCUUUAUAGUUACACUACGACUUUUCGAUGAAACCAUCCGACCAAAAUACUUCCCAUCACUCCCAAGCUUUCGCAGUUCCACAGAAAGAGUUACUACAAGCUCAGGUGGCACAGCUAUCACACCGUUAGAGAGAUAUGGGGGAUUGAUUUAG
Molecule: messenger RNA, 276 nt
Organism: Botrytis fragariae
Lineage: Eukaryota; Fungi; Ascomycota; Leotiomycetes; Helotiales; Sclerotiniaceae
Exons: 1
Coding region: 1-276 (91 amino acids)
Source: RefSeq, a predicted model, not a curated record